GCACCGGCCGUGAAGAGCAACCCCCCACCUCUCCCUGGGAGAGCCCGCACCCAGGCUGCGUCCGGCACAGGCCCGACGGCCCCCGCCAUGCACCCCACCGAGCCCAGGAGCCCCAGCCCCGAGACGGCGUCCUGGGACUACUCGGGGUCCGGCGCCCUGGAGGAGCUGGAGCCGUGCCUGGCCCCGGACCUGCCCUACGGCUACGCCUACAUCCCCGCGCUCUACCUGGCGGCCUUCGUGGUGGGCCUGCUGGGCAACGCCUUCGUGGUGUGGCUGCUGGCCGCGCGGCCUGGCCCGCGGCGCCUCGUGGACACCUUCGUGCUGCACCUGGCCGCCGCCGACCUGGGCUUCGUGCUCACGCUGCCGCUGUGGGCGGCGGCGGCGGCGAGCGGCGGCCGCUGGCCCUUCGGCGAGGGCCUCUGCAAGCUCAGCGGCUUCGCGCUGGCCGGCACGCGCUGCGCAGGCGCGCUGCUGCUGGCGGGCCUGAGCGUGGACCGCUACCUGGCGGUGGUGAAGCUGCUCGACGCGCGGCCCCUGCGCACCCCGCGCUGCGCGCUGGCCGUCUGCUGCGGCGUGUGGGCCGUGGCGCUCCUGGCCGGCCUGCCCUCCCUGGCCUACCGGGGGCUGCAGCCCCUCCCCGGCGGCGGGGGCAGCCAGUGCGGGGAGGAGCCCUCCGACGCCUUCCAGGGCCUGAGCCUGCUGGUGCUGCUGCUCACCUGCGUGCUGCCCCUGGGCGUCACCCUGGUCUGCUACUGCCGCAUCUCCUGCCGCCUGCGCCGGCCGCCGCACCUGGGCCGGGCCCGGAGGAACUCGCUGCGCAUCAUCUUCGCCGUCGAGAGCGCGUUCGUGGGCUCCUGGCUGCCCUUCGGCGCCCUGCGGGCCGUCUUCCACCUGGCGCGCCUGGGGGCGGUGCCGCUGCCCUGCGGCCUGCUGCUGGCACUGCGCUGGGGCCUCAGCAUCGCCACCUGCCUGGCCUUCGUCAACAGCUGCGCCAACCCGCUCAUCUACCUGCUGCUGGACCGUUCGUUCCGCGCCCGGGCCUGGCGCGGAGUCUGCUUGCGCGCCGACCGCCCGGCGCGCAGGGGCAGCUCGGUGUCCUCGCUCUGCAGGGACGACAGCUCAGUGUUCCGGAGUCCGGCCGGCAGCUGGGAGCGAGCCCGGCCGGCGAACGCUGGCUCGGCAGUGCCGUAGCCGCCCCGGCCCGGUGGAGGUGGCGGCCCCGGAGCCCGCGGGGGGACGAGACCCGCGGGAGUGCGUGGGGGGUGGGGGUGGUGCCGGCUUCCCCAGA
This is a messenger RNA of Lynx canadensis (Canada lynx), 1288 nucleotides long. RefSeq names its product G protein-coupled receptor 25 (gene GPR25). The record is from RefSeq and is a predicted model, not a curated record. Gene Ontology annotation, cellular component: membrane. The coding region runs from base 88 to 1191 and encodes 367 amino acids. Gene Ontology annotation, biological process: G protein-coupled receptor signaling pathway; immune response. The transcript has a single exon. Lineage: Eukaryota; Metazoa; Chordata; Mammalia; Carnivora; Felidae. Gene Ontology annotation, molecular function: G protein-coupled receptor activity.